Molecule: messenger RNA, 4832 nt
Organism: Hipposideros armiger (great roundleaf bat)
Lineage: Eukaryota; Metazoa; Chordata; Mammalia; Chiroptera; Hipposideridae
Gene: CPNE1
Product: copine 1
Exons: 18
Coding region: 278-4630 (1450 amino acids)
Biological process (GO): regulation of canonical NF-kappaB signal transduction; cellular response to calcium ion; positive regulation of tumor necrosis factor-mediated signaling pathway
Cellular component (GO): plasma membrane
Molecular function (GO): calcium-dependent phospholipid binding; RNA binding
Source: RefSeq, a predicted model, not a curated record
AACCUGGAGCCGCUGAGCGGGCUGGCGGCCAUUUUGUGAAACAGCGAAGGAGGUGGCGGCUGCUGUAGGCUCCGGAAAGCCGUUCGCGCAGGGGCUGUCGGCCGCGGGGCGGAGGCACUCGCGCGGGGGGUAACUCGGGUCUGGGUUCGGGUGCCGCGCAGCUCUCCCCGUCUAAAAGUUGGUUUUAAUUGGUUGCCCACAGGAUUGACUUGGCCUCUACUUCUUGUUAAGAAAAUACAUCUCUUGUUUUAUCAGGUGUGUGUGGUUUCAGCGCAGCAUGGCUGUGGUCAUCCGUUUGCAAGGUCUCCCAAUUGUGGCGGGGACCAUGGACAUUCGCCACUUCUUCUCUGGAUUGACCAUUCCUGAUGGGGGCGUGCAUAUUGUAGGGGGUGAACUGGGUGAGGCUUUCAUCGUUUUUGCCACUGAUGAAGAUGCAAGGCUUGGUAUGAUGCGCACAGGUGGUACAAUUAAAGGGUCUAAAGUAACACUAUUGUUGAGUAGUAAAACGGAAAUGCAGAAUAUGAUUGAACUGAGUCGUAGGCGUUUUGAAACAGCCAACUUAGAUAUACCACCAGCAAAUGCUAGUAGAUCAGGACCACCACCUAGCUCGGGUAUGAGUGGCAGGGUUAACUUGCCUACAACAGUACCCAACUUUAAUAAUCCUUCACCCAGUGUAGUUACUGCCGCUACUACUGUUCAUGAAAGCAACAAAAACAUUCAGACAUUUUCCACAGCCAGCAUAGGAACGGCUCCUCCAAAUAUGGGGACUUCCUUUGGGAGCCCAACGUUUAGCUCAACCAUUUCAAGCACAGCCUCUCCAAUGAACACAGUCCCACCACCACCAAUUCCUCCAAUCCCAGCAAUGCCAUCUUUGCCACCCAUGCCGUCCAUUCCCCCAAUACCAGUUCCUCCUCCAGUACCUACAUUGCCUCCUGUGCCUCCUGUGCCCCCAAUACCUCCAGUCCCUUCUGUGCCACCCAUGACUCCACUGCCACCCAUGUCGGGCAUGCCACCCUUGAACCCACCACCUGUGGCACCUCUACCUGCUGGAAUGAAUGGCUCUGGAGCACCUAUGAAUCUGAACAGUAACCUGAAUCCUGUGUUUCUGGGUCCAUUGAAUCCUGUUAACCCUAUCCAGAUGAACUCGCAAAGUAGUGUGAAACCACUUCACAUCAACCCUGAUGAUCUGUAUGUCAGUGUGCAUGGAAUGCCCUUUUCUGCAGUGGAAAAUGAUGUCAGAGAUUUUUUUCAUGGGCUCCGUGUUGAUGCAGUGCAUUUGUUGAAAGAUCAUGUAGGUCGAAAUAAUGGGAAUGGAUUGGUUAAGUUUCUUUCCCCUCAAGAUACGUUUGAAGCUUUGAAACGAAACAGAAUGCUGAUGAUUCAACGCUAUGUGGAAGUUAGUCCUGCGACAGAAAGACAGUGGGUAGCUGCUGGAGGCCAUAUCACUUUUAAGCAAAGUAUAGGAUCCUCUGGACAAACCCACCCCCCUUCUCAGACACUUCCCAGGUCAAAAUCGCCCAGUGGGCAGAAAAGGUCAAGGUCAAGAUCACCACAUGAGCCUGGGUUUUGUGUUUACUUGAAAGGGCUACCAUUUGAAGCCGAAAACAAACAUGUCAUUGAUUUUUUUAAAAAGUUGGAUAUUGUGGAAGAUAGUAUUUAUAUCGCUUAUGGACCCAAUGGGAAAGCAACUGGUGAAGGCUUCGUAGAGUUCAGGAAUGAGGCUGACUAUAAGGCUGCUCUGUCUCGUCAUAAACAAUACAUGGGCAAUCGCUUUAUUCAGGUUCAUCCAAUUACUAAGAAAGGUAUGCUAGAAAAGAUAGAUAUGAUUAGAAAAAGACUGCAGAACUUCAGCUAUGACCAGAGAGAAAUGAUGUUAAAUCCAGAGGGGGAUGUCAGCUCUACCAAAGUCUGUGCCCACAUAACAAAUAUUCCAUUCAGCAUUACCAAGAUGGAUGUUCUUCAGUUCCUAGAAGGAAUCCCAGUGGAUGAAAAUGCUGUACACGUUCUUGUUGAUAACAAUGGGCAAGGUUUAGGACAGGCAUUGGUUCAGUUUAAAAAUGAAGAUGAUGCACGUAAGUCUGAACGCUUACACCGUAAAAAACUUAAUGGGAGAGAAGCUUUUGUUCAUGUAGUUACUCUAGAAGAUAUGAGAGAGAUUGAGAAAAAUCCCCCUGCCCAAGGAAAAAAGGGGUUAAAGAUGCCUGUACCAGGUAAUCCUGCAGUUCCAGGAAUGCCCAGUGCCGGAAUGCCCAAUGCUGGAAUGCCCAGUGCCGGAAUGCCCAAUGUGGGAAUGCCCAAUGUGGGAAUGCCCAAUGCGGGAAUGCCCAGUGCGGGAAUGCCUACUGCAGGAGGUGAAGAGCAUGGCUUCCUGACUGUAGGAUCUAAGGAGGCCAAUAAUGGGCCUCCAUUUAACUUUCCUGGUAAUUUCGGUGGUCCGAAUGCCUUUGGGCCACCCCUGCCUCCUCCAGGAUUAGGAGGGGGCUUUGGUGAUGUUAGACCUGGUAUGCCUUCAGUUGGAAAUAGUGGUUUGCCUGGUCUAGGACUGGAUGUUCCGGGUUUUGGAGGUGGACCAAAUAAUUUAAGUGGGCCAGGAUUUGGAGGGGGGCCUCAGAAUUUUGGAAAUGGCCCUGGUAGCUUAGGUGGCCCGCCUGGCUUUGGAAGUGGCCCUCCUGGACUUGGAAAUGCCCCUGGCCAUUUGAGUGGGCCACCAGCCUUCGGGCCUGGGCCUGGGCCUGGCCCAAUUCACAUUGGUGGUCCCCCUGGCUUUGGAUCUAGUUCUGGAAAACCAGGACCAACAGUAAUUAAAGUGCAGAACAUGCCCUUCACUGUGUCUAUUGAUGAGAUUUUAGAUUUCUUUUAUGGCUAUCAAGUGAUCCCAGGCUCAGUUUGUUUAAAAUACAAUGAAAAAGGUAUGCCCACAGGGGAAGCCAUGGUGGCCUUUGAAUCUCGGGAUGAAGCCACAGCUGCUGUUAUUGACUUAAAUGACAGACCUAUAGGCUCAAGGAAAGUAAAACUUAUGGCUCACUGUGUGACCUUGGUUCAGCUGUCCAUUUCCUGUGACCACCUCAUUGACAAGGACAUCGGCUCCAAGUCUGACCCACUCUGCGUCCUUUUACAAGAUGUGGGAGGGGGCAACUGGGCUGAGCUUGGCCGGACUGAGCGAGUGCGGAACUGCUCGAGCCCCGAGUUCUCCAAGACUCUGCAGCUUGAGUACCACUUUGAAACGGUCCAGAAGCUCCGAUUUGGCAUCUAUGACAUAGACAACAAGACACCUGAGCUGGGGGAUGAUGACUUCCUAGGAGGAGCUGAGUGUUCCCUAGGACAGAUUGUGUCCAGCCAGAUAGUAACUCUACCCUUGAUGCUGAAGCCUGGAAAACCUGCCGGGCGGGGGACCAUCACGGUCUCAUCUCAGGAGUUGAAGGAUAAUCGUGUAGUGACCAUGGAGGUGGAGGCCAGAAACCUAGAUAAAAAGGACUUCCUGGGGAAAUCGGAUCCGUUCUUGGAGUUCUUCCGCCAGGGUGAUGGGAAAUGGCACCUGGCAUACAGAUCUGAGGUCAUCAAGAACAACCUGAACCCUACGUGGAAGCGCUUCUCUGUUCCCGUUCAGCAUUUCUGUGGGGGAGACCCCAGCACACCCAUCCAGGUGCGAUGCUCAGACUAUGACAGUGAUGGUUCACAUGAUCUCAUUGGUACCUUCCACACCAGCCUGGCCCAGCUGCAAGCAGCCCCGGCUGAGUUUGAGUGCAUCCACCCUGAGAAACAGCAGAAAAAGAAAAGCUACAAGAACUCUGGAACUGUCCGUGUCAAGAUUUGCCAGGUGGAAACAGAGUAUUCAUUCCUGGACUAUGUGAUGGGAGGCUGUCAAAUCAACUUUACUGUGGGUGUGGACUUCACAGGCUCCAAUGGAGACCCCUCAACACCUGACUCCCUGCACUACCUGAGCCCAACAGGGGUCAACGAGUACCUGACAGCACUGUGGAGUGUGGGCAGCGUGGUUCAGGACUAUGAUUCGGACAAGCUGUUCCCAGCAUUUGGAUUUGGGGCCCAGGUGCCCCCUGACUGGCAGGUCUCCCAUGAAUUUCCCUUGAACUUCAACCCCAGUAACCCUUACUGCUCAGGCAUCCAGGGAAUUGUGGAUGCCUACCGCCAGGCCCUGCCCCAAGUUCGCCUGUAUGGCCCCACCAAUUUUGCACCCAUCAUCAACCAUGUGGCCAGGUUUGCAGCCCAAGCUGCACAUCAGAGGACUGCCUCGCAAUACUUCGUGCUGUUGCUGCUGACCGACGGUGCUGUGACAGAUGUGGAGGCCACACGUGAGGCUGUGGUUCGUGCCUCCCACCUGCCCAUGUCCGUGAUCAUCGUGGGUGUGGGCGGCGCUGACUUCGAGGCCAUGGAGCAGCUGGAUGCUGAUGGUGGACCCCUGCGUACACGCUCCGGGGAGGCAGCUGCCCGGGACAUAGUGCAGUUUGUGCCCUACCGCCGCUUCCAGAAUGCGCCUCGGGAGGCAUUGGCACAGACUGUGCUCGCAGAAAUACCUGUGCAGCUGGUCUCCUACUUCAAGGCCCAAGGUUGGGCCCCAUUCAAGCCACUUCCACUCCCCGCCAAGAACCCUGCGCAGACCCCUCAGCCCUAGAUUUCCUUGGAGGGUAGGUUGUGGCCAGUCCUCAACCCUGUGUCCCCAAGGUCUGCAUCCACCAGCGCCAAACCCUGCACACACACACCCCAGUGCUAGCACUUUAUGUUUUAUACUUUUAUACUUGAUCCUGCUAUUGCUGCUCUUGAUCCCACCGGCUUGCCCCUGGAGCCUCUCAUUCAAUAAAGAUCAGUAAUGACCA